CUAUGUUUAUACCUUGUCAAGACUUGAUUCUUGUUUCUGAGAUAGUGAGGAUGUCAUAAUAUUGUUUGGGAGAAGGAUAUGGGUUUCUUCUCAUUCUGGGGCCCAGAAAACUUCAGGCAUUUCAUUUCUCCAGUUGUUCCCAAGAUGUUUUCUGUCCUGCUCAAGAUCUCUAAACCAUUCCUCUCUGACGGGCCCUGGCUCCUGUGGGAUGCUCAGCUUUCCUCUCUGUGCAAAGCUUAUGCAAACCCCAGAAGAAUUACUCAGGGCAGCGGCAGCAGAUCCUCCUGCAUGCAGCAGAAUAGCAAGGCGCUCAAGCUCCCCAGAGAAAGGCUAGCGGUUGCAGGCCCAUUGUUAAUCAGGGAUAUAGGAGUCUGUGCAGGUCACUUUUUUGGGGCAGCACUAUGAACUAGAGAUGGGCUGAUGGCACAUUCGAAAAGUCCCCAGGAAAAGGUUGGACUGGAGUACCCUGGUCCCUCUGUGGCUCCGCCAUCGGCACUUGGGGCUGCAGGCCAAGGGCUGGAACUUCAUGCUGGAGGACUCCACCUUCUGGAUCUUCGGGGGCUCCAUCCACUAUUUCCGUGUGCCCAAGGAGUACUGGAGGGACCGCUUGCUGAAGAUGAAGGCCUGUGGCUUGAACACCCUCACCACCUAUGUUCCGUGGAACCUGCAUGAGCCAGAAAGAGGCAAAUUUGACUUCUCUGGGAACCUGGACCUGGAGGCCUUCAUCCUGAUGGCCUCGGAGAUCGGGCUGUGGGUGAUUCUGCGUCCAGGCCCCUACAUCUGCAGUGAGAUUGACCUCGGCGGCUUGCCCAGCUGGCUACUCCAAGACCCUGGCAUGAGGCUGAGGACAACUUACAAGGGCUUCACUGAAGCAGUGGACCUUUAUUUUGAUCACCUGAUGUCCAGGGUGGUGCCACUCCAGUACAAGCGUGGGGGACCCAUCAUUGCUGUGCAAGUGGAGAAUGAAUAUGGUUCCUAUAACAAAGACCCUGCUUACAUGCCCUAUGUCAAGAAGGCACUGGAGGACCGCGGCAUUGUGGAACUGCUCCUGACUUCAGACAACAAGGAUGGGCUAAGCAAGGGGAUCGUCCAUGGAGUGCUGGCCACCAUCAACUUGCAGUCAACACACGAGCUACAGCUACUGACUACCUUUCUCUUCAAUGUCCAGGGGACUCAGCCCAAGAUGGUGAUGGAGUACUGGACGGGGUGGUUUGACUCGUGGGGAGGCCCUCACAAUAUCUUGGAUUCUUCUGAGGUUUUAAAAACAGUGUCUGCCAUUGUGGAUGCCGGCUCCUCCAUCAACCUCUACAUGUUCCAUGGAGGCACCAACUUUGGCUUCAUGAAUGGAGCCAUGCACUUCCAUGACUACAAGUCAGAUGUCACCAGCUACGACUAUGACGCUGUGCUGACAGAAGCUGGAGAUUACACGGCCAAGUACAUGAAGCUUCGAGACUUCUUUGGCUCCAUUUCAGGCAUCCCUCUGCCUCCCCCACCUGACCUUAUUCCCAAGAUGUCACAUGAGCCCAUAACGCCAGUCUUGUACCUGUCCCUAUGGGACGCCCUCAAGUACAUGGGGGAGCCAAUCAAAUCUGAAAAGCCCAUCAAUAUGGAGAACCUGCCUGUCAAUGGGGGAAAUGGACAGUCCUUUGGGUACAUUCUCUAUGAGACCAACAUCGCUUCGUCCGGCAUCCUCAGUGGCCGCGUGCGUGAUCGGGGACAGGUGUUUGUGAACACAGUAUCCAUAGGAUUCUUGGACUACAAGACAACCAAAAUCGCUGUCCCCCUGAUCCAGCAGGGUUAUACCGUGCUAAGAAUCUUGGUGGAGAAUCGCGGGCGAGUCAACUACGGGGAGAAUAUUGAUGACCAGCGCAAAGGCUUAAUUGGAAAUCUCUAUCUGAAUGAUUCACCUCUGAAAAAAUUCAGAAUCUACAGCCUGGAUAUGAAGAAGAGCUUCUUUCAGAGGUUCGGCCCGGACAAAUGGAGUUCCCUCCCAGAAACACCCACCUUUCCUGCUUUCUUCUUGAGUAGCUUGUCCAUCACCUCCACUCCUUGUGACACCUUUCUGAAGCUGGAGGGCUGGGAGAAGGGGGUUGUAUUCAUCAAUGGCCAGAACCUUGGACGUUACUGGAACAUUGGACCCCAGAAGACGCUGUACCUCCCAGGUCCCUGGUUGAGCAGCGGAAUCAACCAGGUGGGAGCUUCCAGCCCCUUCCCAUUCCCUAAGAUGCCCCGCCCAGCUGCCCUCCCAGGGAGCCUUUGGUCAGGGUGGCGGGGAUGCAGAGGUGUCAGCCAGGUUCUUCCUCCCUCCUCCUCUCUGCAGACGAGUUGUUUGGUCCCUGUCCCUUCCAGCCUGGUUCCCAAACCCUUUCCUUCCGACCUGCCGCCUCCCAGCACCUCCCCUGGCUCCAGGACAGACCUCAGUUGCCCUCCCAUCAGGGCCCUCUCUCCGCAGGUUAUCGUUUUUGAGGAGAUGAUGGCGGGCCCUGCGUUACAGUUCACAGAAAGCCCCCACCUGGGCAGGAACCAGUACAUUAAGUGAGCAGCUGCGCCCCCUUCUGCUGGUGCCUGUGGGAGACUGCCACCUCCUCCAGACUUGAAUCCUGGUAGCUGCUGCCUCAUCCCUCUCCUGCAAAAGUGUCUCCUUCAGUAGCAGCCUCAGGGACAGGGUGCUACAGUCUGCCCUGCCUCUGCUCAAAACCCUGAGCCUGCAGGGAAAGGUGGCUCUGGGCCUGGCUGUGUUGAUGAUGCAUUUCCCAUAGCCCUGCUCUUCUGCCAAGGCUGCUGGGCUGUCUCUAGGGUGGGAGCGGCUGAUCAGAUCGCCAAGCCUUUGGCCUCAGGAAAGGUGCUGAAACAUGCCCCUACCCUGGAAAUCACAGCCCUCGAGUGUCUGCUGGAUUCAGGUGUGCUCUUUGCUGGUUCUUGGGAGGCUUGGCCACAUCCCUCAUGGUCCCUUUUAUCCCCAAAACCGUGGGUGUGUCACCAGUGGAGAGGGUGGGGAGGGGGUGUCUCACCUGAGCUGACUUUGUUCUUCCUUCACAACCUUCUGAGCCUUCUUUGGGAUUCUGGAAGGAACUCUGUGAGAAACAUGUGACUUCCCUUUUCCCUUCCCACUCGCUGCUUCCCACAGGGUGACAGGCUGGGCUGGAGAAACAAAUCAUCAGGCCUGUGUCUUCCUGUGUUAAUCAGUGUCUUUGCUGCUCAUUGAGGAGGACGUGUGGGUCCCGGCAGAAGCCAUGGCCCAUAUCUGCACAUUCAGGGAGGAGGGACAGAAGGCCCAGCUCAGUGGCCUCUGCCCCGAAGCCCCAAACCUGAGCAGCAGGGCAGAGCAGCCCUCCUUCCAAAUGUGUCCACAUCUGCAUCUGAGUCUUGUUCUGGGGCUCAGCCCAACAGCUGGCGUGGGCUCGCUGUCCUGAGUUGCAGUAAAGCGACAGUGUUGAAUCACA
Messenger RNA from Callithrix jacchus (white-tufted-ear marmoset), 3443 nucleotides. Lineage: Eukaryota; Metazoa; Chordata; Mammalia; Primates; Cebidae. The record is from RefSeq and is a predicted model, not a curated record.